Molecule: messenger RNA, 4225 nt
Organism: Pomacea canaliculata
Lineage: Eukaryota; Metazoa; Mollusca; Gastropoda; Architaenioglossa; Ampullariidae
Product: ras-related C3 botulinum toxin substrate 1-like
Biological process (GO): small GTPase-mediated signal transduction
Molecular function (GO): GTP binding; GTPase activity
Source: RefSeq, a predicted model, not a curated record
CUACUUUUUGGCGCAUGCAGAUGUGACACGACCCCCGUGCGUUGCGCACGAAACCAGGAAGGAAAAUAAUGGUUUAGGCCCAGGGUAGUCUACACUGUCCCGGCGUUGCGUGGCAGCCAAGGCUGGCCCGUUAGUUUGUGCAACUCUCACUGUCUUGCCCUUGCAGCGGUUGUAACCGCUCGCGCCUCACUCUUAACUUCCGCUCAGAGCGACAGGAGAAGGAGCAAGACAUGUUCUAGACUACACGCUCCCGUCUGCAGCAGCACGUCACACAAUGGCAGAGCGAACCGUCAAGUGCGUGGUGGUAGGCGACGGGAUGGUGGGAAAGACAUGUCUGCUCAUCAGCUACACCACAGACACCUUCCCCGAGGACUACGUUCCCACAGUGUUCGACAACUACUCAGAAACUCUGAAUGUCGACGGGCAGACAGUGAAUCUCCAGCUCUGGGACACGGCAGGGCGAGACUACGACCGGCUACGUCCCCUUGCCUAUCCUAACACGGAUGUUUUCAUUCUGUGCUUUUCCCUCACGAGUGAGACAAGCCUGAGAAACAUCAAAGCAAAGUGGUACCCGGAGAUCAGAGAGCACUGCCCGCAGAUUCCCAUCGUCCUCGUGGGCACCAAGCUGGACCUGCGCAAUAACAAGGAGACGAUUCGCCAGAUGCGUGCGGACAAGAAGAACCCCGUGUCCCACAGUCAAGGGAGCGAACUGGCGAAGCAGAUCAAGGCCAAGCACUACAUGGAGUGCUCCGCGAAAACGCAGGAGAACGUGAAAGACGUGUUCUUGGAGACCGUGCGCGUUGCCAUUAACCCAGAGAACGGACCGAAGAAUAAAGAGCACAAGUGUGUCAUUCUCUGACUGCCCUGACUUUUAAUGUUCAUCACUUAGUGGUUCCUGUCAGGUAGCUGGACUUCAGAGCAACUAGCUGGAGAUGUGGCUGACGAUUUGCAGAGGGUCAGGACAAGCCAGCUGGGUGGAUGGGCUGUUAGUAUCCAUUUGGGGAUGUAGGGGAAUGACAGAAUUACAUAAACUUUUGGUUUUGUUUUUUUUUUGCCUUUAUCAAACUAUAGGUCUUAAAGUGGUUUGUCUAACUCCCAAACCCCCUAAAAAACUUGUGCAGUCUUUAGGGAAUUAUCCUUCAAUGCUUGGGAUAUAAGUAGCCUGCAUAUUUACAAAUCUUGGGAAUGACUUUUAUUAUUUUGUGGGGUGGGUCUGACUUAUAUAGAAACAAAUUAGAGAUGAUAUAGAAAGCCUUCCACUUUUAACUUAAUGAAAUAAAAAGUAUAUGCAGCUGUUUGAAGACAUUUGCCAGUGCUAAAAAUGACUGAAACCUCGACAAGCUCAAUGUGCUCACAUGUUCGUGCAUGGGUAUUGUGUGUGUGUGUGAGAGAGAGAGAGCGAGCGGACGAACACUUGGACAUGCGCGAAUGUAUGAACAAUCAAGUCUGUAUUAUUUGUAACUCGUUUCACCUGGUCUGAAAACUUACACCAAGUCAUCCAUCUUCGUGCUACUAAUUAAUAGUACAAACCCCACCGGCACUAUCCCAUACAUCUUGCCAUUAUUUAUGCUUUAUCCAACGCUUGCCUUGGGGAACAAAACCGUGAAGCAUUUUUCUGUUCUGUGCAGCCACAUUAAAACUGUACGCCAUUGUAUUUCAAGGUAGCUGUUUCUUCAGGACAUCCAUGCACGUGAAUUGUUUCUGUAUGUGUGUGUGCAAUAGAGAGAAUGACAGUGAUCGUCUUUUUAUGAGACUUUUUAAAAUUUCAUACAAGAUCUCUCUGGAGCAGGACUUUGUUGUGUGCUGUGUUUUGAAUAUGCAUGGCGUAUGCCAAGGUGAACGUCCUGUAGAUAUUUUCGUUAAAUGUGUUGGUCACUUGGUUGAUGAACAAAAAACUGAUGCCAUUGACCUUUCGUGUCAAGUUUGCAGGUUCGCUUGCUUUUCUUCUGUCUGUUCCACUACCAUUACAAAGAUUUUGCUUUGUCUUUAUUAUUUUUGUUCCGCAUAAUGAAGCGUGUCUGAUUCAGCUUCGCUGCUAAUCUACUCUAUGAUUAGAAGGGUCUGGGAAAGGUGUGGGAAGCGAUGCAAGUGUCGGUUGGGCAUUUCAGGGGUUAAACAUGGGUGGAGAAAAUACUUUUACACCAAACUAAGUAUCUAUUUGCUAACGUUUCCUUCUAAGUGUCUGUCGCGUCUGCGUUGCUAAGUAUCUGUUGUGUCAGUUUGGAUAAGUGCCUGUUGCUUGAAGGUGGUUGAGCGUUGCGUCAGCGUAGCCAAGUGUCUCUUGUGUCAACGUGGCAAAGUGUUGCGCCAGUACGUCUCUUCGACUGUUGAUUGUGGUAGGUUGGCUCUUCAAGUGCCUGUUGAGUCCCAUGGCUUUGGAAACAUUUGCUAUACAACCAUUAAGUGCCUUUUGUUUCUGUUUCCCAGCCUAGAAAAAGUUUGUCUGUUUGGUUAUAUAUUUACAUUGUUUUUGUAACGUUUGUAAACUUUUAAUGAAAUAAGCACAGGAGAGCAUGAGAUCGACAAAAGAGUGCUACUAUAAUUGUAGAUAGGACCUCGUUGUGGUGUCGAAGACAAACCCAAGUGUCAAAUUAUUUAAAAAUCCAGGUAUUCAGUUCGUCGCAAUUCUCGCCUCGUUUGGCAUAGAGGCCAAAGUCUCAUUGCCCGCCACUUCACAAAGAUAUGCUCACUGGUUGGACAGUGGCUUAUUAGCAUAUGCUCGAAACUCUUUCAUUGGAUGCAUCCUUCGGCGAGUUUUGUAGUUUAAAUUUAAGUCAACGUGUGCUUUAAAACGAAAUAAUUGCUGCGCAUUUUGUAGCAAGCCAAUGAUACCAUUAUACUAUGUUAAGCCAUGGACGUGUAUAGGUGGACUGCUGACUGUCUGCCGAGACCAACGCUUAGCCUCUUGCGACGUUCUCAAUGUUAGUCUCGGCGAGCCUAAACAAUGAAUGUGAAUAAACAGGAAGCUUUGUAUACAACAUCCUCGUUCUAGUCGUUAACUAGGAAAAAAAUCGUAUGCAAGCAGUCCAGUAAUACGUUUGUGGUUAAUUAAGCUGCACCCUUCUUUGAGCUUUAUAUUUAACUUGGGCUAGCAUUUGAAAUGACUGCAGCUGCUCUGGAUUUGAGAUUUUUUUUACGAUCAAAAGUCCCAUAGUUCUACUUAUACGCUGUUUUAUAUAACCACAGCAGCAAGAAGUUAAAUAAUCGAAACAGCCAUGGCUAAGCACUGUUACAAUUAACCUCCAUCCACAAGGGAAUUUUUGCCAGAAUGUUUGGAUGUCGGUCGAGUCCUUGAAAUACGAAGUACGUACGCUAUACAUUAACUGUAACGGGCACAGUGAUGUCUGCAUUAGCUCCUUUAUGCACCAAAAAUUAUACAUUCCACUAAGAGGUCUACGCCAGAUAUGUCUACUUUUACCUGAUUUUCGUAUAUUGGCGUUGAUAUGUGUCACAUUAACAAAUAUUUUUAAAUAAAUUUUUAAGCAUAAAAAAAAUAGAAAGAUUUAAAAAAAAUGAUUGUCGAGAUUUGUCACAAUAUUCGUUAUUACAAAUAAAACACAAGUUGGAAUUCAAUGAUAUAUAUAAAAACUAGUUUGCAAAUUAAAAUAUUCAUAGAGAAUAAAAUAGACUUUCAAGUCUUUACGUGUCCGGUGUUAUUCAUCUUGUUUUCGAGAACGCAGCGUCGUUUUGAGAACAUCUUGUUUUUUCUGACCCUAGUCUGCGUGGAGUUCCGACACACUCGAAUGAAUUUAUCUUUAUAUACUUUUCAAGUUUGCAAGUUGCCUGUACACGGUUGGUAGAAUGUUAUUGAAUGAAGGUUUUUCAGGUUGUUCGAGGUGGCUUUUGCACUGUGAGUCAAUUCCUCUGUGAUUUCUGUUUUGUCCUUUCACUGUCUGACAGGUUGAUUAGUACGGAGCCUUUCAAUUUAAGGUAUUGUUUUGAAUUUGUUUAGACAUUUACAUGUUUCCUAGAUUCCCGAACUUCUUACUGUUGAUUUUUAGAUCAAUGAAUAUUUUAACUGGCUAAAGCAUGACGGAGUAGAUAUGUUUGUUGUCCUGUUUGUUAUGGUCUUUUUUGUUUCAUUCAUUGGAAGAUGGACAAUAAGAAAAUGAUAAUUUAUUUUGAGGUUGCUUUUUCAGGUAUUUUUGUCAUUAUGAUUUCUUACACUGUUAAAAGAAGUCAAUGCUUUGUAUUAACAAGUCAGAUUAAAAAGACUUACCAUAGA